GACGUGAAAGAGUGAAGGAUCAGAAGGAGGGGGAUGUAAAAGCCAGGUUUUUAUUGGAAGCAAUUGAAGUGGUUGCUAUGAGACCCGCAACAGCAGAGGACCAGCAGCCAGACUGAUGCUGAUGGUUCUUAGCUCGUACUAAACCUUUCCUCUGACACAGUUUUAGAGUUGUUUAAUAUCUGAGCAAGCACCUGACACGGGUGACUUUUUCCUUCCUUUUUUUUUUCCCUCCUCCAGUUCCUCGGGUAAGAUGGAGGUAGAAAAUGAAGCCAGCUGUUCCCAGGGCAGCGCGACAGGCGGGUCCAGAGAGUACAAGGUGGUAAUGCUGGGAGCAGGGGGAGUUGGUAAAAGCGCAAUGACAAUGCAGUUUAUCAGUCAUCAGUUUCCUGAUUAUCAUGACCCCACUAUAGAAGAUGCUUAUAAGACCCAAGUUAGGAUUGACAAUGAGCCAGCUUAUCUGGACAUCUUGGACACUGCUGGCCAGGCAGAAUUUACAGCCAUGCGGGAGCAGUACAUGCGAGGCGGAGAGGGCUUCAUCAUCUGUUACUCUGUUACUGACCGCCAAUCAUUCCAGGAGGCUGCCAAGUUUAAAGAGCUCAUUUUUCAGGUCCGCCACACCUAUGAAAUUCCCCUGGUGCUGGUGGGUAACAAAAUUGACCUGGAACAGUUCCGCCAGGUCUCUACAGAAGAAGGCUUGAGUCUUGCCAGAGAAUAUAACUGUGCUUUUUUUGAGACCUCUGCAGCCCUUAGAUUCUGUAUUGAUGAUGCCUUUCAUGGCUUAGUAAGAGAAAUUCGCAAGAAGGAGUCCAUGCCAUCAUCCAUGGAAAAGAAACUGAAGAGAAAAGGCAGCCUCUGGAAGAAGCUGAAAGUCUCCCUGAAGAAAAAGAGAGAAGCCACAGCAUGAUCUCCUUGCUGUUGAGUCCCUCUCUGUCUCUCUGAAUUUUAUCAGUCGGACAAUUCUGCUUCUCUAUUCUCUUUUCCUCUUUCUUUAUAUAUCUGCCUUUAGGUAGAAGUUAGAUCUGCAUAACUGUACCUCUUGAGAUAGUUUUGUUUUGCCUUUAACAGUUGGAUGGAUUUUGUCAAUCAGCCGGAUAUGCUUUUAGUUUUUACAAUAUAUUAGUAAAUAAAAUUGACAUUCCAAUUGCCUCAUUUCCCUUUAAAGAGUCUAGCUUCAUUUGGUAUGCUGUCUGGUUAUAAGGAAAUAUGCAAAAUUGCAAGCAGAAUGAUAAAAGGCUCAAGGGAUCUGCCUUUGCCUGAUAACACUGGUUGUUUGCAUUUCAGGAAUCUCUGUAAAUAAUGAAGCAGCUUGGGAAAUAAUUUCAGAACAGGAAUCUGCAUCCUGGUCUUUCCUUAAGUGUAAAAGUCACCAUACUACUUCUUGAAUGCUUCAGAAAUGAAUGUCAGAGAAAUUAUUUAUAAUGGGAACUGGUAUGGGUCAUUAAAAAGCCAAAAUGAAAGAUACCCUUAUUUACAGUGUUCUGCCCCCUUUUCACUUGUGUGAAAGUAUCACAGUGAAGCCACAGGGCUGUGGCAAAAGAAUAUUGUCUAUGUAAUGAGAAGAGACUAGCGAUUGUGAAUUUGGUGAUUCAUACACUUAUAAAAGGAUCUUGUGCUCCCUCUCAGGAAGUAAUCUCUUAGAACUCCUUCAUCUGCAUAUACAUAUAUGUAGGUGAUGAGUUUUGAUAACCCAACUGACUCAACCUUGUCAUAUUGCUAAAAUCUUUUCUCUCCUUUUACAUGAAAUGUGAUGAGACGCCACCAGUUAGAUGCUUUGUACUUGUUUUUGUUACAAUGGGUCAUCAUGUAAAAUGAAGUCAUCUGUCGUUCAUUUUUUUCCCAUUGUGUGAAUUGGCUUAUUUAAAUUCAAGGUAAGAAACUACUAAAAGGGAUAGCUUUGAAUGUUGAAUAGAGAAGCAUUUAGGAAAACUCUAAGUUAAGCAUGAAUCCAACAAAACAUUGUUCACGGGUUGAGGGGACAGUUUUAGCAUAAAUUAGGUUAUAAAGGGAAGAGGACAAUGGUGUCCUUCAGUAUUUCAUCACUGAUUCUUCCUUUUUUCCACAAUGUCUCUGGCAUUUGGUAAACUUUGAGAGUAUAGAAAUGAAUUACUCAGACUUAGGCCCUGAAUUCUGUAUCUGUGAGAUUCUGUCCACAUGCAUUACUUUACAUGUAAUAUAGAUACAAAUAAAAGGGAAAUUAUAGAUUAUCAGUUCUUACCUGUUGAUCAAGAUCAGUCUUUCAGAAUAUUACACUUGUGGGUUCUUUUACAGACUGGAGCCAGGGCCCUUUCUCAAACCCACCUAGAGCCCUCUGUUCUUACUCCUAGGCCUUCCCACCAAGGAAGCUAGAAGGUACUUAUCUUUUGUUAGUAAUUUCUACUAUUCUGUCCCUUAGGCUUUACUGAAACCAAGUCUUUUAUGCACUGAUGCAUGGACUUAUCGAAGUUUUCUCCAUCCUGAAUUUCCCCUAAAACUAAAUGCAUAAUACUUCUCCAUUGUAACUCGUGUUCACAAUUAAGAUGAAAAGCCAAAAUAAAAUAAAAUAAAGUUGAUAUAAAAUCACAAGAUUUUUUAAAAAUUAAAUUUAUUUUAAAUUGACACAUUAAAAAUUAUACAUAUACAUGGGUUCAUGUGAUACAAGAUAAUCUUAAGCGUUCAAACUGAUUUUUGACUUCUUCCUUUGUUUUGGAAUGUUCAAUUCUUUGCACUUGUCCCUUUAAAUUAGCUCAUUCACCUUCAGUAGGUUCUUUGCUUCUUACAGUCCCUGACCCUGGAAUCCUUCCAAGCCUGAGAAUGUUGCACUCCAACAGUUACUCCCUGUUUGCCAGAAGAAGAAAUUCAGAAAACAGUAAUUGGCACUAAUUUUUCUGUGUUCAAUCUGCUUUUUUGUAAACUUGAUGAUUCCCCUACCUAUAAAUGACAUUGUUUGGUGCAUGUUCUAACACAGCCGAGUCUUUGUAAAUUUUAAUUUUUUUUUAUCUUUAAUUGAUAACUCCUCUGCCUUUGGCCUUAAAGUUUUGUAUCUCAUUUUACUCUUAUUCCAUCUCUUUCGUUAUAAUGCUUAAAUAAA
This is a messenger RNA of Marmota monax (woodchuck), 3067 nucleotides long. It is a transcript of the gene Rit2, whose product is annotated as Ras like without CAAX 2. The record is from RefSeq and is a predicted model, not a curated record. Gene Ontology annotation, molecular function: GTPase activity; calmodulin binding; GDP binding. The transcript has 5 exons. NCBI's taxonomy places the organism in Eukaryota, Metazoa, Chordata, Mammalia, Rodentia, Sciuridae. Gene Ontology annotation, biological process: positive regulation of neuron projection development; Ras protein signal transduction. Gene Ontology annotation, cellular component: plasma membrane. Bases 251 to 904 code for a protein of 217 amino acids.